UUGAUUUACACUAAGUCAGAAUACUGUCAUACACUGUGUAUUUAUUUUUGCUUGGGGAUUUUGGAAUGAUGCAAAUGUCAACAUCAAGUCACUUCUUCGAGGAUUUUCCGCCUCCUGACGACAUUGAACAUACCAUCAGGGAUGCAGAGGCUUUUGUAAAGCUAAAUUCAGUCAAAAACAAAAAUGUCGUUCUCGUUACGUCUGGUGGGACAGCUGUACCUAUGGAAAGCAGAACAGUGAGAUUCAUUGAUAACUUCAGCACUGGGACCAGGGGUGCAGCAUCCACAGAAUACUUUCUAGCAGCUGGUUAUGCUGUCAUCUUUCUGCAUCGGGCAAGGUCAGCCAAACCAUUUGUCAGACAUUUUCCAGAAGAAAAACUUCUUGAUCUAUUUGUAUUAAGAGAAGCAGGAGGCAAUGAUGCAAGUGCAAUAACAGUGAAACAAGAUGAGUCUGCAAGACUUGCCAGAGUUCUACGAGCCUACCAUUCCGCAUCCUCCACCAACAGUCUUCUCUCCAUCCCAUUCUUCUCUCUUCAAGACUACCUCUAUUUCUUGAAAAGUAUCUCAGGUGUCUUGGGUCAGCUGAGACAGAAGAGUAUGUUCCUCCUUGCAGCAGCAGUCUCUGAUUUCUACAUACCAAGUGAUGAAAUGCCUGAACACAAGAUGCAGUCUUCUGAAGGGCCACCAGAGGUCAGACUGAGCUCGGUUCCAAAGAUGCUUCCUGUCCUUAUCCAUCGAUGGGCUCCGGAGGCAUUCAUCAUCUCUUUCAAGCUAGAGACAGAUCCUAAGCUUCUGCUCCUUAAAGCCAGAAAGGCUCUUGAUACAUAUCAGCACCAGGUAAGUUUGCCAUACCAUUAAACAACAAUAGCUUCUGAUGCAGUGA
Messenger RNA from Lytechinus pictus (painted urchin), 882 nucleotides. Its product is annotated as phosphopantothenate--cysteine ligase-like. Lineage: Eukaryota; Metazoa; Echinodermata; Echinoidea; Temnopleuroida; Toxopneustidae. The record is from RefSeq and is a predicted model, not a curated record. Gene Ontology annotation, molecular function: phosphopantothenate--cysteine ligase activity. Bases 66 to 857 code for a protein of 263 amino acids. The transcript has 5 exons. Gene Ontology annotation, biological process: coenzyme A biosynthetic process. Gene Ontology annotation, cellular component: nucleus; cytoplasm.